Daktulosphaira vitifoliae (grape phylloxera) is the source of this 1052-nucleotide messenger RNA. RefSeq lists its product as uncharacterized. Bases 309 to 938 code for a protein of 209 amino acids. The transcript is spliced from 6 exons. NCBI's taxonomy places the organism in Eukaryota, Metazoa, Arthropoda, Insecta, Hemiptera, Phylloxeridae. The record is from RefSeq and is a predicted model, not a curated record.
UUUAAGUGUCAAAAUAAAUUUUUUUUGCCAAUUUUAUAAUUCUAAAUACCUUUAUUUCUUAUAUAUUAUUAGGUAAUAAUUGUUCAUAGAAAGGGCGCGUGCCACCUGUGCUUUUACUCUGCAUCCCAUACUGGCCAUUUAUUAAUGAACUUGUAUAAAAUAAUUUAAAAUUAUUAAGAAAACCUAUUGCCUUGGUAAAAUAUGAAAUUUGAAUUAAAUUUAUAGGUUUUUAUAGCUGUAGAUUAACCCCAUUAUUGUCUAAUGAUCUUGAAGUAUGCACUAUUAAAGCUAAUAUAAUAGUACAAGUGAUGUCCGAUUCUACUUAUGCUGAAUCAAAAGAGAUUCCAUUUUUACCAAAUGUUUGUGUUAAUACUUAUGAAUUGUAUUUUGGACAGUUCAGUGGUUGUGACAUGUUAACCGUGACAGGAUUACCAAAUAUACUUUUUGCAGUCCAAGUGUCAUCGAGUAAUAAUUCUCUUGUUAUGCCCAUGAUACAUAGUCAAAGUGAAAAUAGUAGAGUUUAUUCUUUUAAUGUAAAUCCUUUAUUUUGGGAAUUAGGAAAAAUGGAUAUUUAUAUUUUGGUUACUUCCGAAAUAAUUCCACAAACAAUUAACAUAUCUAUAAGAACUCCUUUUUCAAAAGUUAUUCAUGAUAUCUCAAAAAUUAUAUCAAGAAAUACCAGCAGUCAUGGGUCAUAUUUCGAUAGUGUAUUCUUAAGCAAAUUUUAUAUAAGUUUUUCCAUAAUAUUUUUAACUAUUUUUUACGUUUGUUUCUACGGAUUGCCAGUCUGUCUUUCAUUUAACACUUCAGUCAACGAUCGGUAUCAUAGAAAUGGACAAGAUGAAACCGGAUCUAACAUCCACUUUGUAGGAUUUUACAAUCGGAGCAGCAGCAGUUGCAAGGAUUUUCAAAGACGCACUAAAAGAUAUUAUUUUUAGAUUUUGACGGUUAAAAUUUGAAUUUGUAAGAUUUUAUAAAUAGCAAAUGUGAGGUAUUAAAAUUUAACAUUACCUGUUCAGCCGACUCUUCUUCAAUUAUCAUUUUCAUUUCUA